CGCAGUCACCCAGAUGGUUUCCGACAUUUGACAAGACAACAACUAAAGAAGACGACCAGACCGAACCUCACCAUCAGCAUCAUGAAGAUGCUCUUGUACCUGACAGCGGCCAUCGCUGUCUGCGCCGCCCAGAAUCUUGGUCACAUCGAGAACUUGAAGGCAAAGAGUGGUGACGAGUCAGUAACACUUGAGUGGGACUUCGUGAAGGGAGAUGCCGCUUACCGACUCCACAAAUAUACUCUCGUUACUGAUAAUGACUUUUCCGAGGAUAUUCGCUGUCCUGCUGAUCACUGUGUACAUACCGUCGACUACCUUGAGGCUUGUAAGGAACACACCUUCGACCUCACCCCUUACUUUGAUGACACAAUAAACAGCGGGACAGUUGACGGUGACACGGCCGCCACCACAGGAUACACCUACGACAAGCCCCCGAACUCUCCUAGCAACCUGAGGAUCGUCUCGGAGGAGGAAUUGGGUACAACACUUCAGUGGGACGCCCCCACCAAGAACACAGUAUGUGUCAAGUCCUACAAGGUGUGCUUCAGGCUGGAUGCAGACCCGAACCCCACCUGUGACACGACGGAGGACACAACAGUGCUCUUGCCUGGUCUACAAGCCUGCGGCAAAUACCACGUGUCUGUGACGCCCGUGACACCUACUAAUGCAGAGGGACCAAAGCUGGAGCAGGACGUUACCACUGGGGAUGGAGUUCCCGGGCCGCCCCAAGGCGUGGUAGUGGGAGUCACCACCGACAGCACUAUCGAGCUGAAAUGGAACGACCCUGCCAUCAACCCUCUCUGUGUUCAGGAUUACUCCAUCACAUAUGGUGAAGUUGUGUCAGACUCCCGCCAAGUGCUGGCUUCCAUAUUGAAUAUUAAUAUUGAGGGUGAUGAACACUUUGACCGUCACGCUAACAUUGGGCCUCUCUUAGCCUGCACCAACUACACCAUUGAGAUCAAAUCCAUCAACAAAGCCGGCACCGAGAGCACACCUGUCCUCAAGAACGCCGCCACUAAUGAGACUGAUCCCUUGCCGCCUCCCUUUAUCGUGGUGGAUCCAAGCAGCCCGGACACCAUCGACGUGCGCUGGGGUAAGAACGAGGGUGACCGCUGCGUCGGACAUUAUGUUAUCUGCUGGAACGACGGCAUCCAUCCCGCUGAUCAGUGUGAAGAUGCGUUUGGAGGCAACAUCACCAUCACCGAUCUCCUCGCCUGUACUCACUACGACGUCACCAUCGAGGUGGUGACUCCUGGAGGCAUCCACAGUAAGGACGUCACCAACUCUACCUAUACUUUUGACAUCGCUCCCGGCGCCGUUAGCGACUUACAAGUGACCGAUGUUCAUAAGAAUGAACUCACCAUAUCCUUCGACCCUCCCACCGUCAACGGUCAGUGUGUCAAGGAGUACGAUAUCCACGUCAUCGACCUGGACUCGCAGGUGACGAUGACCCGACUUGGAGGCCCGGAAACCAUCGAGAACUUCAUCACGGGUCUCCACUCCUGCACUAACUAUGAAAUCAAGGUUCGCUCCGUCUCUUCGACAGAAAAGGCGUCCGAGUGGUUGACAGUCCAGAACAGAACCCAGGAUGAUAUUCCCUCUAAACCCCAACAGCUCGGGAUGUACGACUCGACAUCCUCCUCGAUCUCGCUUGAGUGGUACAAACCUUCUUUGAACCCCAACUGCGCUUCUAAAUAUACACUAACAUGGCAAGACUCUCAGGGACACUCCGCUCAUGUGACGGUUAAUGAUCAAGGAACCUUCAAGCAGAGGUACACAGUUAAUGGUCUCAAAACCUGUGAAACUUACACAUUCAACCUAUUGGCCGAGUCUAGUGCCGGCAAAAGUAACCCCGCCCGCUACAAGCAGAGUACACUCUGCUAGUUAUGGUGCCGAGGCUCAUGUUAGGUCUGUCGGCACCACCCGCCACCAAGACGACCGCUUCUUGUGCCAGCUAACAGGUCAAAUGGGCUCUAGUCGUAAUAAACUUCAGUCUUAAUGGCCUCAGUCAUAUUGGUUAAGUUAGGUUAGGUUUGAUUUAGGUUCAUGUGGAGCAUCAACAUUUUGCCACACCCGAGUCCACUUCAUGCUUAAUUCUCACACACAUCUACGCGGUUCUCAGACAUAUGGAGUUCGCGCUGUUAUGGUUCACUUGUCCAAGGUCACCACACAGUGAUGAAUUUAUGUCACUGGCGUGUUAAAGAACUCACCAAGAUGUCGCACCAUUGUUACUGAAGGUCACAAGAACUCACUGUAAAAAAUUAUAUUAAGGUGUUUAAUUAUGUCCUCUUAAACUUGAGACUUAUGACAUGUUUAGGUUUUAAGAAAUAAUAUAUAACUCAUUGGCUUUAGUUGCCACAAAUGAAUACUAACAUUAAAUUACAAAAACAUAUUGAUUUUGUUUUUACUGGUAUUAUGUGUUGCUUUGUUUAAACAAAGAUGACCAAACGUU
Molecule: messenger RNA, 2449 nt
Organism: Homarus americanus (American lobster)
Lineage: Eukaryota; Metazoa; Arthropoda; Malacostraca; Decapoda; Nephropidae
Product: tyrosine-protein phosphatase Lar-like
Exons: 8
Coding region: 82-1881 (599 amino acids)
Molecular function (GO): protein binding
Source: RefSeq, a predicted model, not a curated record